AUUGCCAUCGAAAUGGUUGUUGGUCGCACGAUGUGCCGUGUUGUUUUACUGCUCGUAGCCGGCCGCAUGGCAGGACGCGAAAGCGAAGAGCCGAGCCCGUAAUUGCAGUACGAGUAUGAAUCGUGAAAAGGACAAAGGAGAUACUAGUACUCGGAAACAAAGCGUCUGGUUGUUCUUGUAGGGACGCUUCCUUCUCCUGUGCAAGCAGCCUAGCGUACCUGUCUUGACUCGUUUUACUGAAGCAUUUACACAACUGUAUUAGUUAUUUUAUAAAACAGGACAAGAGAACUUUUCCGCUUUUUUGUGACUGUGUUGUACGGAGAAAGUGUUCGGUAUGGCGGACAGCGACGCUGGCCCGAUGUUGAGACGGUAUGACACGCUAGUGAAGAUGAUGUUUCUCGGUGAUAGCGGAGUGGGCAAGACGUGCCUGAUGAGUAGCUAUGCUGGUCAGCCCGUUAGCGAUAGCCACAUCUCUACCAUAGGAAUUGACUUCAAGAUGCACACGGUUGACAUUGACGGACACAUAGCGCGUAUUCAAAUGUGGGACACGGCAGGCCAGGAAAGGUUUCACACGCUCUGCACGCAGUAUUACAGGAGAGCAGAGGGCGUGAUGCUGGUGUUCGACAUCACCAAUGAGGAGUCUUUUCGGAACGUACGCAUGUGGCUGCAGUCGGUGGAGGAUCAUGCACCCCAAGAUGUGUGUCAGGUUCUCAUCGGUAACAAGAGUGACCUGGAUGGGAAUCGACGUGUCAGGAAAACAGAUGCUUCAGCGCUUGCCGAAGAGUUUGGAAUCACCUACUUUGAAACCAGUGCCAAGCUCACAACCAACAAUAAUAUGAGUGAGGCUAUGGAGCUGCUGAUCAGACAAAUACUUGAAAAGAAAGGUGUAUUCAACGAUGAAGCAAACAAGGACGAGCACACUGCAAGUAUCAGACUUGACGAGAACCCCGCAUCAACCCAGUCAACGCAAUCGAGUUAUUGCUCCUGCUAAGCUCAUCUUAGCCUGUGGGUUGAAUAACUUGAAGUGAAGAGUUCAAAAAAUGCCAGAGUAUUUUCUAGCACUAACAUGCCCAUUGCAUUCCUCAAUUCCGAAUCAACAAUUUAGUAUUCACACACAAUUGACCUUGACUGAAUUGCACCAGCCCUAGGAAAAUGCCCCGUGAAUACUUGCAAAGAGCUGAUUUAUUCAAUCUAUUUAUUAUUGCUCCCUCCCGGCUCUCGGGAGCUCUGCCCACUCGUAUUUUCUGAACAUCAGAGCUCCCCAGGACUGUCACAGCCACCCUCUGAUCUCCUGUGAUUUUUCUCCAACACAAGCGAGCACAGUGGCCCAUUCUGCAGUGUGCGCCAACUUACUUGGCAGCAGUGCAGAGUAGAACAAGUCAAGAACAGUGAGAUCUGCUGGCACCACUGGCUCCUCUGCCUAAUCAACUUGACUGAUCACGGGCCUAAUCCCAUAGGAACUAAUGUCGUUCGACAGCAACAGCGCUUUCCUGUCAUGGCUAGGCUGUAACUGUGGCCAACUGAUGCUGACAUGUUCACCAAACAAUAUGCUACUAGUGCUGUCAAUUCCAAAUUCUAUUCAGUAUAAUUUCAGAUCAUGUUUUAGAAUCUUGUAUACCAGUGCUCUUCAAAUUCAAUUUCCGUUGUAGUCACCUGAUCAUUGGGGCGCAAGUUAGCCCUUCAACAAACAUUUGUUCAGUCUUGAUGAUAUUAUCUUUUUAUGGCUUGCCUUCAGCCCCAUUUUAUUUUUUAUUUGUUAGAGUAUGGUCUACCACUGCAGUACAGUACAAAAGGAAGAUAAGGCAAUGACUGUUCGGCGUGGAAUGCACUUGUAUCCUGGUAAACCUGGGUAUGGUGAACGUAGCAUCUGUAACCGUGGCCACUGGCCAAGUGCUUGUGCUCCAUGGCUGUCAACUGA
Molecule: messenger RNA, 1918 nt
Organism: Sycon ciliatum
Lineage: Eukaryota; Metazoa; Porifera; Calcarea; Leucosolenida; Sycettidae
Product: ras-related protein Rab-13-like
Exons: 7
Coding region: 335-991 (218 amino acids)
Molecular function (GO): GTP binding; GTPase activity
Source: RefSeq, a predicted model, not a curated record